AUGUCUGAGUCCAUUUAUUGGACUCGUGUGCCAUGUGGUGGCCACAAACGCCCAAUCCCUAAGGGUGGGACCUAUGGCAAGCCUGUCCUUCAUGAUGUUAUCCAGCUAAAGUUUGGCCAAAGCCUUCAGCCUGUCACAGAGGAGAGAGCUGGAUGCCAUUGUGGGACUCUGAGAGUCCUGAAUUCUUGCUGGGCUAGUGAAGAUUCCACAUACAAAUUCUUUGAGAUUAUCCUCAUUGAUCCAUUCCGUAAAGCUAUCAGAAGAAAGCCUGACACCCAGUGGAUCACCAAACCAGUCCACAAGCUCAGGAAGAUGGAAAGGCUGACAUCUGCAGACCAUGAGAGCCAUGGCCUUGGACAGUUGUAUCACACCAUUGGUGGUUUUCACUAUGCGGAAUAG
Molecule: messenger RNA, 399 nt
Organism: Prionailurus viverrinus (fishing cat)
Lineage: Eukaryota; Metazoa; Chordata; Mammalia; Carnivora; Felidae
Product: 60S ribosomal protein L15-like
Exons: 1
Coding region: 1-399 (132 amino acids)
Biological process (GO): cytoplasmic translation
Cellular component (GO): ribosome; cytosolic large ribosomal subunit
Molecular function (GO): RNA binding; structural constituent of ribosome
Source: RefSeq, a predicted model, not a curated record